Molecule: messenger RNA, 2561 nt
Organism: Alnus glutinosa
Lineage: Eukaryota; Viridiplantae; Streptophyta; Magnoliopsida; Fagales; Betulaceae
Exons: 15
Coding region: 678-2321 (547 amino acids)
Source: RefSeq, a predicted model, not a curated record
UUGACGAUGGAAACUUGAAACAAAAUCCUGGGUUCCGCACGUUAGCUGUCUCUUACUGAUCCCAUCCCAUCCGUUCAUCCAAGAGUCAAGGGCCGGAGCUUGUGAUCUUUCUUAUGUCCAAUAAAAUAAUACUAACUUAUCACAUACUACAUUUUCCUCUUCAUGGGCCAUGCCAGAUAACUUCAUUACACUAUGUUCAGAGGUUAUCGCUAUAAGCAUGUUCAUUAGUACCAACAGCGUAGUGUAAGGGAGAAUUCAACCCAGAAAACUGGGAAGAGAGGUCGGGUUGCAAAGUAAUCAAGAUGGGCAUGGGCCCCUCUAUUCAUUGCAGAAACAGCUGUAAUGUAGAUAUUCUUUGACACAAAUAUAUACAGUGCUGCUCCCCACCUGCUAUUAUUGAAAACUGCUUUUCAGAGUGCUUCAAUGAGUGAAUAUUAUCUGGGGAGGACUUGCAACAAGUUGCAAUAUGUAUAUUUAUGCCAUGGAAAUGAAGUGGGAUGCAUGCGGAGAUUUAAUUAAUGCAAUGGGGAUGGGACAGUUGCUCUUCCUCAAUGACGCAUAAUUGUUGUUUUUAAUGCCCAACUCAGCACAAUUUGAUAGUUGUCUUUUAGGUUAUGACGAGAGGUGGUGGGACUUUGGAUAUGCCCAGCAUUUGACUAGAGGUUUCAGAAAAAGAGAUGAUGUUGAGUGUGAAUUGCCGCUCUUCCUCCUCUUCUUGCCCCUCUCCUUCUCACCUGAGUUUCGCAAGUGCGCCUGAGAAUGGACUGCCCGGAAGUGUACUAAAUAUGUCACCCAGAAUAUCAUCCUAUUUUAAUCGUUUCGUACAGUCGGAGAGAAUAUUAUCCAACCAGGCUUCCCUGUGCUGGGAUUCCAAAAAUGCCGUGGGUUGUUCCAUCAACUCUAUUCCUUCCGAUGGUACUCCAACUCCGAAGUCUUCUGCAGAGCUGAGGGAGGAGAUUGCUACCCUUGAGGUCGAAAUUACGCAUUUGGAGCGUUCUCUUCUUUCACUCUAUCGGACAGCUUUCGAAGGGCAUGUAACCUCCUUUUCAAGUACUCCUGGACCCUACUUACAAUACAAGAUCGAAUCAUCGCCACUAGUUCUAUCGAAUCAGUUACAUCACAAAAUGGGGCAGCAUGUGUGCAGAGGUGGUUCAAUCCAUCAUGAUAAAAUGUCUCCUGCACAUGGUUGGGCCAGUUCAGAUAAUCAGAGUUGUGCUGCAAAUCUAAAACCAACAUCUAGUAGGGACCGGAAAAAUGUUGGUUCUGGUCAUCGUAGCCUAGCAGAUCACCUUGCUGCUUCUUGCAUUGAUAACACCCUUAACACUCCUGAUAGACUUUCUGAAGACAUUGUGAGAUGCAUAUCUUCUAUCUACUGCAAACUUGCAAACCACCCUCAUACCCAUUUAGGCUUGUCGACUUCUCCUAGUUCGUCCUUGUCGUCCUCUAGUAUAUUUUCUUCUAAGAAUCCAUGUGAUAGUUGGAGUCCACAUUACAAUGAAGAUGCUUCAUUGUACCCUCAACUUCAAGUGUCAAAAGAAGAUAGUGGACCAUAUGCUGCAAUGGUGGAAGUUCUGAAGAUAUGUUUAGACGACGACAGUUUCAAUUUUGCUUCUAAAAUGCUACAAAAUUUCAGGUCAUUGGUUCGAAUUCUUGAGAAGGUUGACCCAAGAAAGAUGAAACGUGAGGAGAAGCUUGCUUUCUGGAUCAAUAUUCACAAUGCCUUAGUGAUGCAUGCAUAUUUGGCAUACGGAAUUUGUAAUCGUAUAAAAAGUUCCUCCAUUUUAAAGGCAGCAUACAAUGUGGGCGGACAUUGCAUUAAUGCCCAUGACAUACAAAGCUCCAUUUUAGGAAUUCGAUCACACCACUCGGCUCCGUGGCUGCAAACACUGUUUUAUCCAGGAAGAAAAUUCAAGGCAGGGAGCAUCAGACAUGCAUACGCGUUAGAAUACCCUGAGCCACUAGUUCAUUUUGCGCUAUGUUCAGGGGCAUACUCUGACCCUGCGGUUCGAGCCUACACGGCGAAGAAUAUAUUUCAAGAUCUCAGAAUUGCUAAAGAAGAGUUCAUUCAAACUAGUGUCCAUAUCCACAAGGAAGCGAAGAUUUUCCUGCCAAAAAUCCUAGACUACUUUGCAAAGGAUAUGACACUAAGCAUGCAUGGGCUUUUGGAGUUAAUAAAUGAGAAUCUAUCAGAAGCUCAACAGAAGGCUAUCAAAAAAUGCAUGAAAGGAAGGGUCGAUAAGUUCAUCCACUGGUUACCACAGAGUUCAACAUUUCGAUAUGUGAUACAUGGAGAAUUAGCCAAAGGGAGAACAACAGCCUGAUCGGCCCUUGCUCUGUAUCAGUGUAUGUAGGAGGGAUCUUAAAGCGUUUGUUUUUGUUUUAAACAAAUAAGGGAUAAAUGUUAAGCUGUACAGGCCGCCGCCGGGGUAAUAUUAGAAUGACAAAACUAUAAAUAAUUUUUUUUGUUAGAUUUAAGCAAGAAUGUUGUCUCAUUUGUUCACAGCAUGUGUAAAUUAAUUAUUGAGAAAACACGUACCUUCACUGUUUGAAGAUGAACCCUA